CAGACACACAGACAGGUUUUGUGGCUCAAAAUACAUUUCGACCUGUGUUUUCUGGGAUUUCUUCUCUACUACAACAUGGGUUUAAACUCUAUUCAAGACUCCAGCUCUCCAGUUGUUAGGGACUUGAGGAUUGUCCUGCUGGGGAAGACUGGGUCAGGAAAGAGUGCAACAGGGAACACCAUCCUGGGACAGGAGGCUUUUUUCACAGAGGAAAUCUCUAUGUCCUCUGUGACAACUCAAUGUCAAAAAGAGACCAGCCACUUUGAUGAAAGAAGCGUGAGUGUCAUCGACACCCCUGGGAUAUUCGACACAUCGAUGACUGAGCCCCAGUUGAAAAGUGAAAUAGAGAAUUGUAUCAUGCUGUCUCUCCCAGGACCUCAUAUAUUCCUGCUAGUGAUCAGACUGGAUGUGCGGUUCACAGAGGAGGACAGGAACGCCGUUAAGUGGAUCAGAGAAAACUUUGGUGAGGAAGCCUCCAACUAUACACUGGUGCUUUUCACUAGGGGGGACCAAGUCAAAGGAAAGCAAAUUGAAACAAUUUUAGACGCAACUCCUGGACUCAAGGAGGUCGUCAGUGACUGUAAAGCUGGAUACAUUAUGUUUGACAACACAAGAAUGGAAAAUCGCACUCAGGUAGCUGAUCUGUUUGGAAAGAUAGUGCAGAUAAAUGGGAACCAUUACACUAGCAGCAUAUAUGAAGAGGUCCAGAGACAGAUAGAUAAUAAUGAAUGGUGGAGAAAGCGGGCAGAAAAUAUGGAGAAUGUAGGUCAUGUUUUGUUUGCAGUUGCUGCAACUGCAGCGACUGCAGCUAUCCCACCUGUAGCAGGAGUUGCCAUACUUGCAGGGGAAGCAGCAGUUAUGGCCAGAGUAGGAUCAGCUGUCAUGGCUUCAGGUGCAAUGAUUUCUAAAGCUCUGGGGAAGUGGAUGAAACCUAAAACAAGAGACACCUAAGUCAUGUCAAGCCAUGACCUUUUAAGCAAACCAUUGAAGUCAUUCCAUUUAUUACCUUUUCAUACUGUACAUAUAUGCAAAUUCAUUACUUCUUUUGGGCAAGAUUUUAUUGUAUUUCUUGUUAGCAUCACUCUACAUUCAUACAUGUUGAUCACAGCUUGCCUGCUUUAAAUGAUAAAUAAACCUGUAAUGACAAUUUACUAAAUGUUGAUGCUAUACAUUAAUAUCCUUAUCCUCUCUAGUGUGGAGAACACUAAAGUCAGUCAACAAAAUA
This is a messenger RNA of Scomber japonicus (chub mackerel), 1225 nucleotides long. RefSeq names its product GTPase IMAP family member 7-like. The coding region runs from base 76 to 951 and encodes 291 amino acids. The record is from RefSeq and is a predicted model, not a curated record. The transcript is spliced from 2 exons. Lineage: Eukaryota; Metazoa; Chordata; Actinopteri; Scombriformes; Scombridae. Gene Ontology annotation, molecular function: GTP binding.